GAGUCACAGCAGGAGGAGCGCGACAUUUAAACCUGAGACCGGCCGCGACUGACGACGGGAGCUGCUCGUGUAGGACCGGAGCACAGACACGGCAAUGUCUAUACAGGUAAAAGAGCCGAAAGAUUCUCAAACCGUUCUGGAUGAGAAAUCAGCUACUCAAUUUAUCAAACAACUCACGGAGCAAAAAAGCACAGGGAAAGAAAAUGAGCUUGAUAACCAUUCUACUAAAGUGAAACAAAAAGCAAAGUUGUCCAUGUACCCUUCUCCUGGGAAUAUCUUGCACACUGGGCGGCAACUACAUCGAACCCCAGGCCCAGGGGUAUUACCUCUGUUGCCCUCUCAAGUCUUUGAGCCAAAUGUAGCUGGAAAUAUUUCAUUUGAGAACUUGUACAGGACACUAACUCAGAAUGCCUAUAAGGACACUGAUAAUAGGGUUCCUUCGGGCAAGCAGCUUGACCGUACGGUUGUGUUCUCAAAUGAUCAUGAAGCAACAUCCAACUGUAUUGGACAAAAAAUGACUCCAAUGACCUGUGAUCGUUCUGUGAACAAAACAAAAACCAAGGCAGUCCAAGACAUCGAUAGGCCAAGAGAGGUCACAAGACGGGAUUCUGAGCUAUGUGCGAAGGAGCAAGGGUGUAUGAAGUCUGAGGUUAAGAACCAUAUGAAUGAAGGAUGUACAACUGAAGGAGUCAGAGGUUUCAGAAAAUCAGUACAUUUUAACCGAAGAAUAAGCGAAUUGCCUGUUAAGGGUUUAAACCCGCUACGUGUUUCUGGUGUACUGAGGAAUUUGCCAGGCUAUGAAUGCCGAAAAGAAGACCUAGAGUUUCUUAAACACAUGGAAAACAUGGAAAGGACAAAACUGUUGAAGGAUGAAUUGCUGUCCCUGAGAAAAGAACGGAUUACUUCAAAUCGAGAAAAGGAAUUAGCCGUUGCUAGAAAGGAAAAAAUUGAAAAUGAUAUUCAGGGAAUGAGACAUUCCUAUGAGUGCACUGUGCAGCUUGGAAGAGCGUUCUUGUGUAGGACCCAGAACCCCUCUUCUGUGAGUUCAUUAUCUGAUAAUGAUGUCCUGAAGAGGUUAAACCCAGUGUCCAUUCGGCAUGUGCUGGAGGAUGAACGAAACCAGCUAUUCAAUGCUCAGGAAGAACUGACCAGGAGGAAACUAGAGGCUCCCAACCCUGCAAAUCAUGUACAGGAGGAUAUGAGUGUAAGGGUUGAAUCUUGUAACCAGCGUGUGAAGGAGGCUGAACACAGAGUACAGCAGUUGCAGGAAGAAGUAAUUGUUCUCCAGCAGCAAGUAGAAACUACACAGAAAGAGGUUGCAGAGGAACAUUUGCAAAAGAAAAGUGAACAAAUUCAAAGCUGCAUGAAACACACUUACGACUCGGAGGGAAACCACAGUCUGACAGAAGCUGAGCAAGAGCGAAUGGACCGCCGACUUCAGCGAGUUGUACGCCGAAAAUACCUUUACUUAGAAAGGGAAAGACUAUUACAGAGGAUAAAAGAGAACUUGUAAUGGGGAUGUUUAAUUCUGAAUUCAUCAUGUUAAAAUAUCUGGUUAUAAAGUUUCAUGUUAAUAUUUUAUAAUGCUAAUCUAUUAAAUGUGUUCGGUCAUGUACAACAAAGCACAUGCUAGUUGA
Messenger RNA from Pelobates fuscus (common spadefoot toad), 1637 nucleotides. RefSeq lists its product as uncharacterized. NCBI's taxonomy places the organism in Eukaryota, Metazoa, Chordata, Amphibia, Anura, Pelobatidae. The transcript has 9 exons. The record is from RefSeq and is a predicted model, not a curated record. The coding region runs from base 95 to 1513 and encodes 472 amino acids.